AUGAAAGAAAAUGACAACACUCGGUUAUCAAUUGGCGCAAAUGAAGUAUUUUCGUACUUUAUCGAACACAAAAACCAUCUCCUUAAUGUGGGGAAACUUUCGACCUUCUUUGUGGGUUUGAUUAGCGAGUGUGCCCUGAGAUGUGCACGACUUGCCUCGUGCUUAUCAUUCAAUAUAGAGGAAGCAUUAUUGCACCGGGCAGGAAUUCUGUGCGAGCUCUUGUCUGAAGGUCUGUAUAACGUCCCACAUCAUUUCAAGCGCAGCGAGGAAUUUCACCACUGGAGUAAAUUGCCUCAAAUAAACUUGGACGAAGAUUUAAUCUUCUCUCUAGAUAAAAUAGAUAUGAAACGCGACACACUGACGCCUUGUGCACGUUUCCCAUGCAAAAACGGAGGGAAGUGUGUUCCUGAUUACAAGCGCGGAAUCUAUAAAUGUCUAUGUCCCAUUGGCUACCAAGGGAACACUUGUCAGCAAUUAAAUAGUGUUUCGUACGCUGGCGACGAAAUGGAAGCCUUAGGAAGCCAUAGGAGCAAUCCAGGACUAUCUUGCAAGGACAUUGCAGACAAGCGGGGUGAAUUACUGACGGAUGGAGAGUACUGGAUUGCACCCAGAACGUCCAGCGACUCUUUUGUAGUGUACUGUGACAUGACAACUGAUGGAGGUGGAUGGACUUUACUAAAACGCACGAAAAUUCCGGCAAAUCUUUCUGACCUUUCAACUAAGACCAUGCAGAUGGUUAGCAACUAUAUUGCUAUUUCAAACUAUACGGACGACUAUGUGUUCGUUUCGAUCAUGGGAAUCCGAGAACUUCGACAAGCAAUCAAUUUUCAUCAGCUUCGGUGGUAUUGCUUCAAGAAACAACAGGACAGCGUUUUCCACGUCAUGACAAAAAACGAUUCCGCCGGCUAUAAGGUACUUGAGUAUUUCUUGGAAAAUCCCAGCAAACCAGCUACAGCAUGUGACUCUUUUGAUACACUCCCGGAUGAUAAUUCCACACUGUCCAACAACUGUGACAAGUGGGGGGCCUACAAUGACACAGUCCUGGAGAUGAACCAGUGGGGCUCUUAUUCACACCAUGGAGCUAACAGGAUUUACCGGCUUGUCGCUGAGUGGAAAUCGGACAUGAGAGCAUUUUCCUUUCGUCCACCAGGGCAAUUUUGGUGCGAUGACCAUGGUGGCGUGAAUUCUCUAUCGCGAGGAGACAAAUGGGAAGUUUAUGCUCGGUAAUUUGAUUGAGCUGAGACUUUCUUUUAUCGCCAUUACCUUUGUUAUGCUGUCAUUUCUCACUGUUGUGCUAAUGUUGCGUCCCUUUACAUUCUUUUUUUUUUUUUGGAACUCGUGAGCCUUAAGUAGGAAACCCGGUAGUUUAGUGCCGAGGACUUCAGAAAGAGAGGACCGAGUAUGGGCCCUGGAAGGGUCACUGUGCUGUGUUCUUAGGCGAGACACUUCAAUCGUACAGCGUUUCUCUCAGCCGAAGAGUACCAGCGAAUAUUGCUGGGUUGCUAUUUGCGACAGAAUCGCAUCCUGUUCAUGAGAAAUAGUGCUUCACGCUUUGAAAACCAGAAUUAGGAAUAGUAAUAAGAUUGACACACCAAUGUUUGUCAGACUUGAAAACCAAAAGGAAAUAAGACGACCACUUAUUUUCAUUUUCUCCUGAAGAGUAUAACAAGGUCUAAAUAGCCCGCAGGACAGACGUGAUAGUCUUUUGCAUUUUUUAAGUCCAAGGCAAGCGCGUGGCUGACGCGAAGUGUGAAUCGCCCGCGAGGGGCGCAAAAACGAAAAACUACCGGUAUCUUGUUUGUCAUUUUUUUGUGUGCCUCACUCCCAACGCGUGACUCGCGCGUGUGCUCUCCUCGAGUUUGCCUGCGUUCGCCUGAAAAACGGAAAAAAAAUUGCGCCUCUUUUGCGGCCUAAGGCCCAGAUAGAAUUAAACGGCGAAAAACUAUUCUACUCGUUCAAGCCUUAAUUGAGUGUGCUUUAUUUUGAUACACAACGCAAUGGUGGAACUAUUCAACUCUAGAAACAGAAACGACUGAACUCUAAUAACAGUAAGGAUUAGUAAACAGGAAGUUGUAGAUUGAAACUCAAUAAUGGCGAUUUAAAUAUUUUUUUGAACUCAAAUUAUGUUAAGGGUUUUAUGUUAAUAUAAAUCUCUGUUAAGUCUGCAAUCCCAAUAAUAAACAGCAUUCAUAAAG
Molecule: messenger RNA, 2195 nt
Organism: Pocillopora damicornis (cauliflower coral)
Lineage: Eukaryota; Metazoa; Cnidaria; Anthozoa; Scleractinia; Pocilloporidae
Molecular function (GO): oligosaccharide binding
Source: RefSeq, a predicted model, not a curated record